Messenger RNA from Eleginops maclovinus (Patagonian blennie), 3129 nucleotides. RefSeq lists its product as uncharacterized. The record is from RefSeq and is a predicted model, not a curated record. Gene Ontology annotation, biological process: signal transduction. Bases 367 to 1941 code for a protein of 524 amino acids. Lineage: Eukaryota; Metazoa; Chordata; Actinopteri; Perciformes; Eleginopidae. Gene Ontology annotation, molecular function: protein binding. The transcript is spliced from 17 exons.
AAAAGCGCAGUUAUGAACGUCAUGAUGUGAACAUCAGUGUUGAUUUAUUGCUUGCACAAAAGCACCGUGUUUGUAUCAGGAAACAAAUACAUCUACAAAAACUCAGCAAAACCGUUGCUGUCUUUAUUUUUUUCGGUCGAAUCUAGAUGCUUUGCUUUUGGAUGCUGCACCCAAAGGAUCAAGUGAUAUGAAGAAGCAGUUCAGCCACGAGGGCUCCGAUGACCAUUACCGCCAAUUACUGUCCUGCGCUUUAACAAGACACUGAUAGCCGAUGAUAGGAUCAUAUUGCGUUUCAUGUGCUUUAAUGCGCAGCGGCUGCACGCUGUGUAAACAGAAAGUGUAACGGGGUCUGGUUACACAGAGAGGAUGGUGGCGGAGAUGGCAAGCUGCGGAGAGGCUUGUCACCUGGAAGACGGAGACCGAGAUGUCCCCGUGCUUAAAAACAAAGAUAACCUGAGAGAAAGUGAUGGCAGCAGUUCAGACAACACAGAAACAUCCACUGAGGAGAGUUCAGAGGAGGACGAGGAGGAGGCUGAGAAUUCUGGCUGUGCUGAAAAGAAUGGAGAAGAGGAAGACAAUGAAGAGGCCAAUGCGGAAGAGUCAAAAAAUGAUUCAAUCCCUGGACCUGAAACAGAGGUUACAAAAGGGAACGAGGAGGGUCACUUCAAAUCAUGCUGUGUAAAAUGCAAAGCUGUCCAGCAGAGCCAUGGCAAUGAGCUUGUUACCCCCAGGAGGAUCUCUAAGGGACAAUUGCAGGUGCAGCUGGAAGGAGAGGGCACAUACGAGUGUUCGCUCACUGGCCUGGUGUUUGAAGCAUCGGAGCGGGUCAUUGUGCGGUACUCAGUCCUUUCCUGGUCCAGGUUUGGCGCGUUCCUGCCAGACUCCUGGAAAUUUGCUGGACCCAUCUUUAACGUGGACACUGUCAAUAAGGAUGCUUCUGCUCUCAGGUCUAUCCAAUUCCCGCACUCUGUCUGCCUUGCUGAUCCAGAACAUGGGAUGACAUUCAGUGUCCUGCACAUGAAGGACAAGCGUGCUCUCAUUGAGCCGACAAUGGACCACUCAGGGAGCCAUGUUAAGUGGAACGUGACGUCCCUGUCUCCAGUGGGUCCCAUCAUUCAGACGAGCCAGUCUGUAGAGCACCAUGGGGUGGUCCUGGUCUACAAGCAGGUGGGAAGUGAAAACAACAACAAUUACAGCUUCCACAUCUACCUGGCCACCAACAGUUCAUCUGAUAUCAAGGAUAUAGGCAAACAGGUGCGGUGCUACAAGAAUCGCUACAUGAAAAUAGACAAGCCUCCCACAUGCAAACUGGACGAGGGGACGUAUCGUCUCCUGAGUGAGCCAGAGGGAGAGAUCAAGCCUCAGGAUUUGAAAUUCACCCUUGCUGUGACAAAGAUGAAGGGCUACUUUGAAGCUUUCUUUGAGCAGCCUCCUCCCUUUAAAUUGUCUCUCACAGAGAUUAACACGGAGGAGACUAUAUGGUCCACCACCAUCAGAGAAGGUGACUGUGUGGAUAACACAGAAAGAAAGCCAAGAAAAAGGACAAUCAGCAGACAUAGGAGCAGCAGCCCGUCAGAAGAAGAAACCGGCUGUAAAAGGCCUCGGUGGCAGGACGUGUCAGAUGGAGUGAAACCAGCGAUGACUCCGGGUCAGGACAUGUCAGAGAAGCAGCUACUGCAGGUGGCCAAGCGGCUCGGGAAGGAGUGGAAGCAAGUGGCCAUCUAUCUGGACCUGAACUACAAGGACCUGGAUGACAUCCAGGCAGCAGAGAAAGAUAUGACCAUGCAGAAGCUGAAGAUGCUGCUGGAGUGGAAGAGCAGAAGGCGGCCGGGAGAGGCCACGGCAGAUCACCUGCUGAAGAGUUUAGUGGAACUAGAUGACUUGCCAAAUGACGUCCAUCAGACACUGAAAGGCAUGAUGAACAAUAGAGCAGCUAAGUGAAAAGAAAAUGACUGUUGGAUACCUUUGCUCCAUUAUCAGGUAGAAAAUACAAUCAGGAAUUCAACAAAGCAGAGUAUGGGUAUGGACCCAACUUCACCUCUUCUGUUUGUGUUUCUCUUUAAGAUAUUUCCUAGAAAUGACACUCAUUGAUAGGUUUUCAUGUUAGCAUAGUUAAAGGAAGGGGAUGGACUUUUUCCCCUAUUUUUGUUAAAAUGUAGUCCUUUGAUUCUGUAUUGAAUACAGAAAUGAUAAGCUGUACCAAAAGCUUUGUUUAUAGCUAGAACUUUGUUUUCAAAAAUGAAUAGUAGAGUUCAUUGUGAUGUAAUUAGCCAAUUAUGUAGCCAGUGACGUGUUUAAAUGUAGGUGCUGCAGUGUUGAAACUGCAAUAAAUGGGAAAAGUACAACCUGUGUAUAUUGUUUCCACAUUACGUUUGUGGGAGUUUUUUUAUAGAAAUAUUACUCACACAUACUUGAUUGUCUGACUGUCCAAGUCACAUGGACUGAUUUUUUAUACAUUUCAUAUUUGUCCUGUACAUAUAUUUUUUUUUACCAAACCUGUGAUAUAUUUUUUUAAGUCUGUUUUGUAUGUGAAUGUCUGUUUUCACUACUCUGAAACUUAAAAAAAAACUAAAGGAGUUGAAGAGGUCUUUCAUUAUGUUUCUGUUUAACUUGAAUUAUGAAUACAUUCCUGCCAACCUGUGAUUGGAACGCACAUCUCGUUCAGUAUAAUUGUUGUUGGUGUUUUACAAAAGUGUACACCGUGGGGAACAGACAAACUAACCACCAGCAUUUGGAUUCAGGGCCUAAUUGAACUAUAACAGUGGUGCAAUUUGUGUAUAUAUAUUUUUUGAUGUUUCAUUUUGCCAGUGCUCAAGUCCUAAGUGUAGAACUUUGAACAUAAACUGCACCGUAGGCUGCCUGUGAAAACAUUUCACUUACAUUCACUCAUCAUAAGUCACAGUUCUGAUAUUGUUUUCAAGAAAAAGCUGCAGAAAUGGCAUUUGGAUCGUGAAGUCAUUUAGGGUCUACCCCUAUCAUGCAGCAUUGUUUACAUUCCAUUGCUUCCUUAAACCUCUUACCAACAACACAGUCUGUCCUUUUUGCACCUGUUUGUCAUGUCACUCCAAAGAGUUUGUACUCAUUGCAACACAGCGAUUUUUACUGAAUAAAACGAGCUAUACAACUUUC